AUAAUUGUGUUUUUUGGAGAGAGAAAUGAUCGAAAACCGCCUGUCACUUCAGUCAUAUGUUGCUCUUUAUGGGUUGACUCCAGUCAUGGAAUUCUAAACCUCAAGUUUCAGACGAUCGUACUGCUGCUGUGCUACAAAAUCAAGUAUCCAAACAACUUCUUUCUGUUACGCGGUAAUCAUGAAGUGGCGAAUUUGAAUCGGAUCUAUGGAUUUCAUGACGAAUGCAAACGACGCUAUAGUAUCAAAUUGUGGAAGACGUUCCAAGAUGUGUUCAAUUGCAUGCCCGUGGCAGCACUGAUUGACAACAAAAUCUUCUGCUGCCAUGGGGGUCUUUCACCAACGCUUAGGUCGUUAGAUCAGUUGAAAAGGAUAUCAAGACCAUGCGACGUCCAGGAGACAGGCCUUCUCUGUGACAUUCUCUGGUCGGAUCCUGACUCUUCUGUAGUCGGUUGGGCACCCAACGAGCGUGGUGUUUCGUAUGUGUUUGGAGUAGACGUUUUGGCGCAGUUUCUUCAGAAAAUGGAUCUUGAUAUCGUUGUGCGAGGACAUCAGGUGGUGGAAGAUGGUUACGAGUUUUUUGGUCGGCGAGGUCUGGUCACAGUUUUCUCGGCUCCAAACUAUUGCGGUGAAUUCGAUAACGCCGGCGCUGUUAUGAAUGUGAGUGAUUGUUUCGUAGAAGCAUUCCUCAAAAUAAGUGGAGCAGUGGCAAGCGGCAUCUUCAACGUUCACACGGUACAAUGA
Molecule: messenger RNA, 741 nt
Organism: Cooperia oncophora
Lineage: Eukaryota; Metazoa; Nematoda; Chromadorea; Rhabditida; Trichostrongylidae
Source: the annotation of a GenBank genome assembly